Spizellomyces punctatus DAOM BR117 is the source of this 1665-nucleotide messenger RNA. RefSeq names its product translation initiation factor eIF2B subunit gamma. NCBI's taxonomy places the organism in Eukaryota, Fungi, Chytridiomycota, Chytridiomycetes, Spizellomycetales, Spizellomycetaceae. The record is from RefSeq and is a predicted model, not a curated record. The transcript is spliced from 13 exons. Gene Ontology annotation, molecular function: guanyl-nucleotide exchange factor activity; translation initiation factor activity. The coding region runs from base 59 to 1522 and encodes 487 amino acids. Gene Ontology annotation, biological process: biosynthetic process; cytoplasmic translational initiation. Gene Ontology annotation, cellular component: eukaryotic translation initiation factor 2B complex; guanyl-nucleotide exchange factor complex.
UUCACCAGCAACCAAUAUCUUCCAGGCCAUAGAUCGUAACUUAAGACCAAGCAGAACAAUGUUUCUCUACAAGGAUACAACGAUAAAGUCUGCCGUACAUCCUGUCAAAGAAUUUCAGGCUGUUAUUCUUGCUGGCAGGCCGCGGGACUGGGGAGGGUUGGACACGUUAACGGACGAUACUGAUGCGAAACGGACGUCAAAACUCCCCAAGGCCGCCCUACCUGUAGCUGGGAAGCCUAUGAUACACUAUCAACUUCAAUGGUUGGAAGCGGCAAGGGUUCAGGAUAUUCUUGUCCUGUGUCCGCCCAACUCGAGACAGGAGAUUGCGAUGCAAGUGGAUAAGUACGAAGAAUUCAGCGAUCUGCAAAUCAAAGUGCAAGUAUUGCAAGUUCCGCACGGCGAAGGAACAGCUGAUGCAUUGCGAUCGGUAAAGGAUCACAUCAAACUUGACUUCAUCGUCAUGACAUGCGAUGUUAUCACCGAUCUCCCCCCACAUCAUCUCAUUGAUCUGCAUCGAAUUCAUGGGCCAACCGUCACGACUCUGUUAUAUGAUUUUCAAAAGUUGGAGAGUGCUGCUGAGCGACCCUGCAAGAAGGAUGAAUACGCUCAGUACAUCGGUAUUGAGGGUGCGAAGGGACGCCUUGUAUACGCAAAAGCUCAAGAGGAUGUUGGAGAAUCGUUACGGAUGCGUGCUGCCAUGCUACGAAAAUUUCCGCGGGUGCGAGUUCACACCAACCUUCGUGACGCUCACGUAUAUAUAUUCAAACGAUGGGUUCUGGACGUGAUUGCGGGCAACAAAGCUAUUUCAAGUGUCCGAAAAGAUCUGCUACGAUACCUCGUACAAUGUCAGUACAGCAAAAAAGCAAUGAAGGCAGAGCAUAUCGAUGAGCUACUCGCGGCAAAUCCAGAUCCUCUUCAAGAAGCCCAACUUCUUUCGACAACCAACAGUGCAGGCAUCGAACAGUUACUUCAAAGAGCGGAAAGCCAAACUGACGAUUCACAUUCCCCUCCAAACGCGGCUGCUGAACCAUUAAGGAAAGCGACGACAUCGAACGGACAACAGGUUGUCUGCGCUGCCGUUAUUUGCCGAGAUUCAUUUUGCGCGCGAGCCAACACAGUGUGGGCUUUUGGAGAGAUAAAUCGUCAGUUGGCGAAGAAUGUUCCCGAGAAAAAUCCAGGCGGAAGCGAAAUGAGGGCAAAGCAAACCCAGUUUGGGCCCGACUCUAUGAUUGGAGAGUAUUCACAGAUCGGCGAACGGUGCAGCGUUAAGAAAACUAUCAUUGGCAAGCACUGUACAAUUGGAAAGAACGUCAAGAUCGUUAACUCAGUGAUAAUGGAUUACGUUGUGAUCGAAGACCAAGUAAAACUGGAUGGGUGCAUUAUUAGCCAACAUGCUAAAGUCCUUGAGAAAGCCCAGCUAAAAGAUUGUGAAGUGGGGCCAAAAUAUGUUGUCGACAAAGAAACCGUAGGCAAAGGUGAACAAUACACCGAAUCACAUUUUCUAGACAUCAAUCAGCCUUGAGAUGAGAAAGAAAAAACGAAUGCGCAAAAAACAUUGUGUAUAUAGAUCAAUAAUGGGGUGGGAUGGAAUUCAUGUGGAUUUUCUUGCAUGCUCGCAAAGAAGCAUAAUUUUAUAAUAUGCCACACUGCACAAGCACAAUGACC